This is a messenger RNA of Mucor mucedo, 1357 nucleotides long. RefSeq names its product rhizopuspepsin 1 precursor. The coding region runs from base 31 to 1224 and encodes 397 amino acids. Gene Ontology annotation, molecular function: aspartic-type endopeptidase activity. Lineage: Eukaryota; Fungi; Mucoromycota; Mucoromycetes; Mucorales; Mucoraceae. Gene Ontology annotation, biological process: proteolysis. The record is from RefSeq and is a predicted model, not a curated record. The transcript is spliced from 2 exons.
UAUCAAACAACUUCCCUAUCUUUUAAUACAAUGAAAUUUACCUUAGUCUCUUCUUCUAUUGCUCUCCUUGUUACGGCUCUCGCAGUCGAAGCUGCACCCGGUGGUAAAAUCCUUUCCGUUCCUUUGCAAACCAAUGGUAACUACAAGCCCAGUAUCAAGGCCUCUUUAGCUAAAGUCGCUGCCAAGUACUCCAAGCACAAGAUUAAUCCUCUCUUGAACGUUCCCGGCGGUCUUGCCUCUACUGAGGGCACUGGCUCAGUUCCUGUUAUCGAUUACGAAAUCGACAUUGAAUACUAUGGUACCGUCUCUAUUGGUACCCCUGCCCAAAAUUUCAAGAUUGAUUUUGAUACCGGAUCCUCUGAUUUGUGGGUUGCUUCCACUUUGUGCUCUACCUGUACUACCCAUACUCGUUACGAUUCCACCAAAUCCAGCACUUAUGUUGCCGAUGGCCGCACCUGGUCCAUCGCUUAUGGUGAUGGUUCUACUGCCUCCGGUAUCUUGGCUACAGACACUGUUACUUUAGGUGGUCUUGCUAUCAAGAGUCAAACUAUUGAAUUGGCAAAGAAAGAGUCUAGCAGUUUUGCUUCCGACCCUAUCGAUGGUCUUCUUGGUCUCGGUUUCAACACCAUUACCACUGUCAGUGGUAUCAAGACUCCAGUUGAUAACUUAAUUAGUCAAGGUUUGAUUACUUCUCCUGUCUUUGGUGUCUACCUCGGAAAGGCUAGUAAGAACGGUGGCGGUGAAUAUCUCUUUGGUGGUUCCGAUUCCACCAAGUACACUGGUACAUUGAAGACUGUUCCUGUCAACAAGUCUCAAGGUUAUUGGGGUGUCACUGUUAGUAGUCUCAAGGUUGGCACUACCUCUGUUGGUACCUCUUUCAGCGGUAUCCUCGAUACCGGAACCACCCUUUUGAUUUUCACUGAGACCAUUGCCAAGAAGGUCGCUGCUGCUUAUGGUGCCACCGAUAACGGUGAUGGUACUUUCAUUAUUAGCUGUGACAGCUCCAACUUCAAGCCUCUUGUCUUCACUAUGAAUGGAUCUACCUUCAAUGUCCCUGCUGACUCCAUCAUUUUUGAACAAGAUGGAAGCACUUGUUUCGCCUCAUUUGCUUACAGUUCUGGUAUGAGUCUCUCUAUUUUGGGUGAUGUCUUCUUGAAGAACAAUUACGUAAUCUUUAACCAACAAGUCCCCAGCGUCCAAAUCGCUCCCUCUAUUGAUCAAUAAUUCGAUUAUCCCAGAACAUUAAUCUGCCUUAUCCAUAAUUCUAUUAAUUCAAGUGAUUAACACUUAAUAUUAAUUUAUCAAUUAUUCUUAUAAUAAUAAAAAACCGAAGCCUUGAUGGUUUUAUAAAAAUUUC